Sitophilus oryzae (rice weevil) is the source of this 546-nucleotide messenger RNA. Its product is annotated as craniofacial development protein 2-like. The record is from RefSeq and is a predicted model, not a curated record. The transcript has a single exon. Bases 1 to 546 code for a protein of 181 amino acids. Gene Ontology annotation, molecular function: catalytic activity. Lineage: Eukaryota; Metazoa; Arthropoda; Insecta; Coleoptera; Curculionidae.
AUGUCCUGGAACAACAAGGACCAAGAGAUCAUCAACGAACUCAAAAGCAACAACAUCGAUAUAUGCUCCAUCAGCGAAACCAAGAAGAAAGGAAAGGGUAAAUACGAAAUCGAUGACUACACUCUAAUAUACAGCGGUGUUUCACGAGACAAAAGGGGACAUUCGGGAGUAGGUCUAUUGAUCGACCGAAAAUAUAAAGACCAUAUUGAAAAAGAGGAAUACAUAAGCGAUAGAAUAUUGCUGGUUACACUGAAUGUCAACAAAGAAAACAUCCAUCUAAUUAGCGUAUACGCCCCGGACAUAAGUAAAGACAGAGCCGAAAGGGAAAGCUUCUACGAGGAGCUACAAGAAGCUGUUGACAGAAUACAGGCCAAAGAUAAAAUAGUGAUCAUGGGAGACCUGAAUGCGAGAGUGGGAAAUGAGCCACUAGGUGGGGUUACUCAGAGAUUUAAUGAAGAGGUGAUGAACGAUAACGGUGACUUACUUAAAGCAUUCUGUGCAGUUAACGCGCUGAGAAUUAACAACACUUUUUUGAACACGACAUGA